This is a messenger RNA of Miscanthus lutarioriparius, 2541 nucleotides long. The record is from the annotation of a GenBank genome assembly. NCBI's taxonomy places the organism in Eukaryota, Viridiplantae, Streptophyta, Magnoliopsida, Poales, Poaceae.
AUGGACGACGCAGCCGGCAUGACAGGAGAAGGAGGCCAGGAAGGUGCUAGUCCUUGCGCCGUCGUCUCCAUGGACGACGCAGCCGGCAUGACACGAGGAGGCCAGGAAGGUGCUAGUCCUUGCGCCGCCAUCUUCGUGGAUGACGCAGCCGGCAUGUCUGUCAGCGACAACGAUGUCCGAAACAUAGUUCUAUCUUAUCUUAUGCACAACUGUUUUAAAGAGACGGCAGAGACAUUCCUAUCUAGCACUGGGUUGAAGUUACCUGUCGACUAUACGGUGGAUGUGGAUAAGCGUAAAGCAAUUUUUAAUUUUGUGCUAGAAGGGAAUGCCCUUAAGGCCAUAGAGCUGACAGAAGAAAUGGCACCUAACUUGCUAGAGAAUGAUAUGGAUCAACAUUUUGAUCUUCUAAGUCUCCACUUCAUUGAGCUAGUUCGUUCCAGAAAAUGCACAGAAGCUCUUGAGUUUGGCCAGAAAAAAUUGACAUCAUUUGGGAAGGUUCCCAAGUAUGUUGAGAAACUAGAGGACUUUAUGGCCCUCCUGGCUUAUGAAGAGCCUGAGAAGUCACCUAUGUUUCAUCUACUAAGCCCAGAGCACAGGCAGAAUGUUGCAGAUAGCUUGAAUCGGGCUGUCCUUGCACAUGCUAAUCUUCCGGCAUAUUCAUCGUUGGAGAGAGUGGUGCAGCAAGCGACUGUGGUUAGACAAUACCUACAGCAGGAAGUUGGCAAGAUACCCCUUAUCUUUCGAUGCAAAUCUCAACGUGUUUGUGUUCAACAGAACUUCAGAGGUUCAUCCGGGAAGAAUUCAAUGACGGUCGGGCCAUGGGGAGGUCUAGGAGGAGAUCCAUGGGACGAUGGUGUUAACUCCGCAGUGCGCCAGAUCAUCAUCAGUCAUGGUGCGGCCAUUGAUUCCAUACAGUUCGAGUAUGACCUGAGAGGAGGCUUAGUCUGGUCAGAGAAGCAUGGGACUAGUGGUGGAGGCUCAAAAACUGAUCAGGUGAAACUUAAUUACCCUGAGGAAGUUCUCACAUCUAUCAGUGGCUGCUAUGGUGCGGUGGGAGCUUCAGUUGUCAUUAGAUCACUUACCUUUGAGAGCAACUGCUCCAAGUACGGGCCUUUUGGCACCGAGCAAGGGACAUCCUUCUCACUCCCGGUGUUCAGCGGCAAAAUCGUCGGCUUUCACGGCCGAUCUGGAACAUGCCUCCACUCCAUAGGCUGCCAUAUGAACAAAGAGAACACAACUAAGCUGUCAAAAAAUGCGCCAUCUGCGCUUCGGAGCAUCACAAGAUCUUAUGACAGGAACGGUCACAGGUAUGCAGAUAGCAGUGCUGGGUAUGACAUGGUUCUUGCAGUGAAGGACAGAGGUGACAACUACAAUGUCCUGACCAGCAGUCUUCCAAAGGAGCAGUAUCCUAAUCCAUCUCAGAUGAGCAAGAUGGUAUCGAUUCCUAGUUUCUACUCGGAUAAUGGGACCAUGACUAUAAGCACUCCAGUGAGAUUUGGUCCCUGGGGUGGAAACAGUGGUACCAUAUUUGAUGAUGGAAUAUACACCGGUGUCCGGCAAAUCAAUUUAACGCGGGGACUAGGGAUAUCUUCCAUGAAGGUUCUCUAUGAUCGCAACGGACAGGCCAUAUGGGGUGACAAGCGUGGAGUCAGUGGGGGUGCUAGACCUGAAAAGGUUGUAUUCGAUUUUCCAUCAGAGAUCUUGACUCAUAUAACCGGUUACUUUGGCUCGACGAUGAUCAUGGGCCCGACGGUGAUCAAGUCACUCACAUUCCACACAACAAAGAAGAGCCAUGGACCAUUUGGGGAUGAACAUGGCACCUUCUUCUCCAGCUGUUUGACUGAUGGAAGGAUAGUAGGAUUUCAUGGCAGGGCAGGGUGGUACAUCGACAGCAUUGGAGUUCAUGUUCUGGAAGGGAAGGUGUUGUCACAGAGAGUUGACACAGAACUGACCGAUGCAAGCCAGUCUCGACAGUCUGACAUGCUUGCACUAGCACGAAGGGAAAUCGGAGACGAGGUUACCUACGGUGUGGUGAAAGAACCCAUACCAAUAGGUCCAGGACCAUGGGGUGGGGACGGAGGCAAGCCGUGGGAUGAUGGCGUCUACACUGGCGUCAAACAAAUCUACAUCAUGAGAACCGACUUCAUCGGGUCUGUUCAGAUCGAGUAUGACAGGAGUGGGCAGUCCAUCUGGUCUACCAAGCAUGGAAAUGGUGGCCAGAUAACACACAGGAUCAAGCUUGACUAUCCACACGAGGUCCUGACCUGCAUCUACGGGUACUACAACACCUGCGUGGAAGAAGGGCCCAGGGUCUUGAGAUCGCUCACCUUCGUCAGCAGCCGAGGGAAGUACGGCCCGUUCGGCGACGAGAUCGGGACCUACUUCAGCUCUGCUACGACGGAGGGGAAGGUGGUCGGCUUCCAUGGCCGGAGCAGCCUGUACUUGGACGCCAUUGGGGUGCACAUGCAGCACUGGCUGGGAGACGUGAAAACUACUAGCGCUUCCAACUCCAAGUACUACAUCUCCAGGUAUCUGUUCUGA